UGUUGAUCACAAAUUUACCUUUUUGUUCAGUAUUGCAAUUCCCAUUCAAAAUAGAGUUGUCCUGAAAUCUUAGAUUUUGUGACAAAAAAGUGACUCUCUUCUACUCUACGUAAACUAAAUUGAUCCAUCUGCAAAUAUAACUAAUUUGCUUUGUUUGGAAAUGAAACUCAAUUUUGAAGAGUUCGACAAUUUCCGAAGCCUUUCUAGCAAUGACACAGAAUUAUUGGAGGCCGAACUUGCAAGAAAUUAUACUCGAGUGAAAAGUGUGAUUAUAUUCAGACACGGUCAUAGAACGCCAUUUAAGUACCGAAAGCUGAUCUCGAAUACCCUGAAUGAGCGAUUUGAAGAGUCUUUCUUCGACAAUUUGGACCCGAAUUGCUUCGAUGGGGUCAAUGACCUUCAAUACGAGAAUGUGAAAUUGGUGGUUUUUCCUGAAGAGUGUGAGAAGUUUACAGCAGCGAGAAAUGAAAUGGAGAUUCUAACUGUCACUGACCGUAGCGGAAAACUGACUUCAAAAGGAGCAAAACAACUGCGAUCACUCGGAAAACGACUCAAAACUCGCUACACUUCCGAAGUUGAACGUAUAGCGAACUCAUGCACGGAAGGCGAGCAGCCGAGUCAAAGAGUCUGCGCGUUUUCGUCCCGGACCGAGCGAACAGUUGAGUCGUUGCGCUGUUUGCUCGGCGGGUUGUUUGAGCAGGAGCAAACGGGUCCGCGACAGAACCCGAAAAUCAAAACUUGGGUUUUCGAUAAUGCCGACGAAAAUUGGCUGCUUGUUCCCUUCAAACGUUUCCCGGAACUUCGAGACUCGUGUCACAAAGCCAACUCCUACAAUUUCAUGGUGCGCGAAAUUCCUGGUUUCCAGAAAUGGGCACUUGACUUCGCCUCUCGAUUUGAAGUCGCAGAAGAAUCAAUCGACCUUCAGAAUGUGAGGGACUAUGUCACUUCGUUUCUGACCUUUGACCUCGACGGAGUUUCUGCAGAUGAGCAAAAAAAGCGGUAGCUUCUCUGCCUUUUGAUGAUGAAGAUUUGUGGAGCAGCAGCAAAAUGCUGAGUUACGUCAUCACUGCUGAAAAAAUCCUGGCCCAAAAUGGAGUGGCAAAGUCAUGCUCACGACUCUUCCAGAAUAUUCUCAAUUCUCUCGACGUCGAAAACCCGUUCAAGUUGAUUUUUCUUAGCGGCCACGACACGACAAUUAACUCUAUUCGGGUAGCUUUGCAAGCACAGGAUUAUUCGUGGCCCGAAUUUGCAGCAAGCAUCGCUUUCGAGCUGUACCGAGAUAUGGAAACUGCUGAACUGAAAUUACUCGUACUGUUUGAUUUUGUACCAGUGAUUUUGAACAAAAUAUCAGACGAUGUAUUGAUAGAGCUCAAGAUGUUUGAAGAGUAUGUAAAAUUUAAUUUGUCAAUUUGAACUUAAUUUUCAAUCAGUCUGUAAUUUGUAUAACGAUUUGUGGUACUAGAUAUUGUCUGAAAUAUUUUCAGCAAAACUGUUUCAGGAAAAGGCAUGAAAAUUGAUCUUCACUUUUGCAAGAUCGAUUAAAUGCUAACUGAUUAUUACAAAAGUUAACUGCAUGGCUUCAUUCCUGAUUCAAACUGAUUAAAUAAUUUAAAUGCGUAAUUUAACUGACUAUCAA
Molecule: messenger RNA, 1636 nt
Organism: Symsagittifera roscoffensis
Lineage: Eukaryota; Metazoa; Xenacoelomorpha; Acoela; Convolutidae
Product: lysophosphatidic acid phosphatase type 6-like
Exons: 4
Coding region: 161-1003 (280 amino acids)
Biological process (GO): dephosphorylation
Molecular function (GO): phosphatase activity
Source: RefSeq, a predicted model, not a curated record